Molecule: messenger RNA, 1417 nt
Organism: Manihot esculenta (cassava)
Lineage: Eukaryota; Viridiplantae; Streptophyta; Magnoliopsida; Malpighiales; Euphorbiaceae
Product: UPF0613 protein PB24D3.06c
Exons: 9
Coding region: 243-1283 (346 amino acids)
Source: RefSeq, a predicted model, not a curated record
AUCCAUAAUGCCUUGAGCAACGCGCGUGGCAGAAGCUUCAGUUCCCUAGAAAAUAGAAAUGCAAAUACCAGUAUCUUCUUCUUCUUCAUUUCCGCUUUGAAAACUACAAUUCUUCGGUUUAAUCUCUAUUUAGUUAAUAGAACAUCAGAUCUUCUUCCAAGAGCUAUACCUGAAUUCCCCAGCAAACGGCAAUGGUAGCAAAUCUCUGUCUUCACAUCUUCUUCCUCUGACUUCUGGUUGAUAUGAAUCUCUCAUUAUCUUCUUCUUCACCUGCAACUUCUGUCGCUGCUUCCUCUUCUCCUUCCUCAGCUACUUCAUGGUUCUCCGCCAUUGUUCGUGGUCGAGCUGAUCGAUCCGGGAGCCCCAAAGUGGCAGGCAACUUGGGCACAAGCGACGGUGUUAGCGCCCGUCCAAUCAAGGGCAAGAACCAGUUCCGCGGUCUCCUCUUCAAGUACGGACCAAAGCCUAUCCAGGUUGCAUUUAAAACAGGUGAUCAUAAACAACAAGUCGUUUUUAUUGGUGGUUUGACUGAUGGUUUUCUAGCAACCGAAUACUUGGAACCUCUGGCAAUCGCUUUGGAUAGGGAGAAAUGGUCACUUGUUCAGCUGCUAAUGUCAUCAUCGUAUGGUGGAUUUGGAGCUUCCAGCUUGCAACAAGAUGCUUCGGAGAUCGAUCAGCUUGUAAAUUAUUUGAUCAACAAAGAAAAUUCUGAAGGUGUGGUCCUACUUGGACACAGCACUGGUUGUCAGGAUAUUGUGCAUUAUAUGCGUACCAAUGCUCCAUGUUCACUUGCAGUCCGUGCUGCUAUUUUGCAGGCUCCAGUCAGUGAUCGGGAGUACAGGGCCAUGCUUCCAGAAACUGCUGCUAUGAUUGACUUGGCAUCAACUAUGAUAGCAGAAGGCCACGGAUCAAAAUUAAUGCCUAGGGAAGCAGAUUCAUCUUCCCCAAUAACUGCUUACAGGUAUCACUCCCUUUGUGCUUAUAUGGGUGAUGAGGACAUGUUCAGUUCUGAUCUUACUGAUGACCAGCUGAGAACAAGACUUGGGCACAUGUGCAACACACCUUGCCAGGUUAUCUUUUCCAUGGCUGAUGAGUACGUUCCAGACUAUGUUGAUAAGAAAGCAUUGGUUGAAAGAUUAUGCAGAGCAAUGGGUGGUGCAGAGAAAGUUGAAAUUGAACACGGGAAUCACUCCCUUUCUAACAGGGUUGGUGAAGCUGUCCAGGCAGUAAUUGAUUUUGUUAAAAGAGAAGGACCUAAAGGCUGGGAUGAUCCAUGGAAGUAACAUGAUGCCAUUUUCUUUUCCUUGUAUUCUUUUUGGUUUUUUUCCCUUUCAGUUACGAAUUUUGUGCACUUCAUUUUCAAUAUAUAAGAUGUGAAUAUUGUUGCCGCAACUAAUUUAUUGAAUAAAUUUUUGCA